Molecule: messenger RNA, 2115 nt
Organism: Cinclus cinclus
Lineage: Eukaryota; Metazoa; Chordata; Aves; Passeriformes; Cinclidae
Gene: RBFOX2
Product: RNA binding fox-1 homolog 2
Exons: 15
Coding region: 1-1452 (483 amino acids)
Biological process (GO): nervous system development; regulation of alternative mRNA splicing, via spliceosome
Cellular component (GO): cytoplasm; nucleus
Molecular function (GO): mRNA binding
Source: RefSeq, a predicted model, not a curated record
AUGGCGGAGGGCGGCCAGCCCCCGCAGCAGCAGCAGCAGCAGCAGCAGCCACAGCCGCAGCUCCUGGCCGGCGGCGGCGCGGGGUCCGCCCGCGGCGUGAAGCGGGAGCCGGAGCUGGAGCAGCCCAUGCCCGGCGGGGACGGCUCGGAGGGCGGCCACAGCAAGCGGCUGCGGACGGAGGCGGAGGCCGACGGCGGCGGCAUGCAGAACGAGCCUCUGACUUCAGGUUAUCAUGGAUAUCCAGCAAGAGACAAUCAAGGUAACCAGGAGCCGUCAGCAACUCCUGAUGCAAUGGUGCAGCCAUUCACCACAAUCCCAUUUCCGCCACCCCCACAGAAUGGGAUUCCCACAGAGUAUGGGGUGCCACACACUCAGGACUAUGCAGGCCAGACCAGCGAGCACAAUCUGACACUCUACGGAAGCACGCAGCCUCAUGGAGAGCAGAGCACGAACACGGCCAGCACGCAGAAUGGAUCUCUUGCACAGACAGAAGGAGGGGCACAGACGGAUGGACAGCAAUCACAGACACAGAGCAGUGAGAAUACUGAGAGCAAAUCCACUCCAAAACGACUUCAUGUGUCUAACAUUCCCUUCCGCUUUCGAGAUCCUGACCUUCGGCAGAUGUUUGGGCAAUUUGGCAAAAUCCUUGAUGUAGAGAUAAUCUUUAAUGAGCGUGGCUCGAAGGGAUUCGGGUUCGUAACUUUCGAGAAUAGUGCUGAUGCAGACAGGGCCAGGGAGAAAUUACACGGCACCGUGGUAGAGGGCCGUAAAAUCGAGGUUAACAAUGCCACUGCGAGAGUGAUGACCAAUAAGAAGAUGGUCACACCUUAUGCAAAUGGUUGGAAGUUGAGUCCUGUGGUUGGAGCGGUGUACGGCCCUGAGUUGUAUGCAGCAUCCAGCUUUCAAGCAGAUGUCUCGCUGGGCAAUGACGCCGCAGUGCCCCUGUCAGGAAGGGGGGGUAUUAACACUUACAUUCCUUUAAUCAUUCCUGGCUUCCCCUAUCCAACUGCAGCCACCACAGCCGCCGCAUUUCGGGGUGCCCAUCUGAGGGGCCGAGGAAGGACGGUGUAUGGGGCAGUGCGGGCAGUACCUCCCACGGCCAUCCCUGCCUACCCAGGUGUGGUUUACCAGGACGGAUUUUACGGUGCUGACCUCUAUUUGACUGAAGAAAUGUUAACAUCCCGCUCUAAAUCUCUCAGUGGAGUCUCUGUUCCCUUCUCUGAUAUAACAGAUGGGGUGGAUAUGCAGCCUACAGAUAUGCACAGCCUGCUACUGCAACAGCAGCCACGGCCGCUGCAGCCGCUGCAGCAGCUUACAGCGAUGGUUAUGGCAGGGUGUACACAGCAGAUCCUUACCAUGCCCUUGCCCCUGCCGCUAGCUACGGAGUUGGCGCUGUGGCGAGUUUAUACCGAGGUGGCUACAGCCGAUUUGCCCCCUACUGAAGUGACGUGAGCCCCCUGCAAGUGGGACAGCCCCCCCAGUUCAUGAGGCCUGGCUAUUGCAAUAUUUACUAGUAGAGGAACUCUAUAGCAAGUCGAGGAGGAAAAACAAAAAAGAAAAAAACAAAAGAGAAAAUACUUUUUUAUACCUCACUAUGUUCUUUGAAUAUGUAUUUUAUUUUCCUUUAAAUUUCUGCCUUUAAUUCUUUUGUUCCAAAGAUCGUGCUUUUUUUUUGUUGUUGUUUGUUUUUUGAUUUUAUUUUUGGGUUUUUUUUAACUGUGGUAAAAAUAAUGCAUUUCCGUGUCUGUAUGUUGGUGCAUAGCUUAUCCUACCAAUCACGGAAAAGGCAAUUAGUGAUAAGGAAAGCUGUUAGAAACUGAUAUCAUGCAAUUAAUCAGGAACACGCAGACAGAGUUACUUCCCUGGGUCUGGUGCUUGGUGCCUGUGAGACAGGAGGACGUGAGGGAGAAGUCUCCACCUGCCGUGUUUCUGGUCUGCAGAAGGAAGCACUCUUCGGCUGUAGCUGGGACCUGAAUGCUGGUGGGAAAUAGUCAUUUACAUUUGGAAAUGGGGGAAAUGCAGAGACUUUCCUUGUUUCUGUCACCAUCUGAUGCGCACAGGUUUGUGACAGUUUCAGCAGUGUCAGAACUUUAGACUUCGCAAGAGAAGAGUCCC